Prunus armeniaca (apricot) is the source of this 603-nucleotide messenger RNA. The record is from the annotation of a GenBank genome assembly. NCBI's taxonomy places the organism in Eukaryota, Viridiplantae, Streptophyta, Magnoliopsida, Rosales, Rosaceae.
AUGGUUGCCACCGAAAAGGAUCCAAGAGAGGAAGUCAUCCAAGCAUGGUUCAUGGAUGACAGUGAUGAAGACCAGAGGCUCCCCCAUCACCGUGAGCCCAAGGAAUUUGUAUCCCUAGACCAACUUACUGAGCUUGGAGUUCUCAGCUGGCGUCUAGAUGCUGAUAACUAUGAAACAGAUGAGGAGUUGAAGAAAAUUCGUGAAGAACGUGGUUACUCCUACAUGGACUUCUGUGAGGUUUCCCCUGAAAAGCUGCCUAAUUAUGAAGAGAAGAUAAAAAGUUUCUUUGAGGAACAUCUUCACACUGAUGAGGAGAUCCGCUAUGCUGUGGCAGGAAGUGGCUAUUUUGAUGUUAGGGACCGUAAUGAACGUUGGAUUCGUGUGUGGUUGAAAAAGGGUGGGUUGAUUGUUUUGCCCGCUGGAAUUUAUCACCGCUUUACUUUGGACACAGACAACUACAUAAAGGCAAUGCGACUCUUUGUCGGUGAUCCAGUUUGGACUCCCUUUAACCGCCCUCAUGACCAUCUUCCUGCAAGGCAGGAGUAUGUUAAAGCUUUUGUGCAUAAGGAAACUGGUGACCAUGCAGUUGAUGCUGCAGCAUGA